This is a messenger RNA of Phoenix dactylifera (date palm), 988 nucleotides long. RefSeq names its product transcription factor bHLH148-like. Gene Ontology annotation, biological process: regulation of DNA-templated transcription. Gene Ontology annotation, molecular function: protein dimerization activity. Lineage: Eukaryota; Viridiplantae; Streptophyta; Magnoliopsida; Arecales; Arecaceae. The record is from RefSeq and is a predicted model, not a curated record.
GAGAGAGAGAGAGAGAGAGAGAGAGAGAGAGAGAGAGGGUUUAAUACCACCCUCUCUUUAUUCAAACCCAUUUCUUCGUUUUCGUCGAUCGAAGAAAUCAGGGAGGAGAUUUCAGGCUUCGGAUCCGAUGCCGAUCCGGAAUCACGAGGUCAAGGAGGAACGAGGGAGGAAGCGGAAGCGGGGGAGCAGCGGCAGCGAGGGCACGCCCUCGCCGCCCCGACGGUGGCGGACCGACGCCGAGCGCCGGAUCUACUCGUCCAAGCUCCUUGAAGCGCUCCGGCGCCUCCGCCGAACGUCGCCGGCCUCGCCGCUGCGGACUCGGGCCGUCCGGGAGGCGGCGGACCGCGCGACGGCGGCCGCGGCGAGGGGCCGGACGCGGUGGAGCCGCGCGAUCCUCUCCGGCAGCCGCUCGCUCCGCCUCAAGUCCCGCCGGCGUCCAGGGGUCGCCGCUGCCUCCAGCCGGCCGAGAAAGGUUGCGGCGCUGGCGAUGCCGGAGAGGAGGAGAUCGUCGGCGCCGGAUAUCCGGCGGAGGGUGAGGGUUCUGGGGCGACUGGUACCGGGAUGCCGGAAGGCGUCGUUUCCGACGCUUCUAGAAGAGACUUCGGAUUAUAUCGCGGCUCUCCAGAUGCAAGUCCGAGCCAUGAGCGAGCUAGCCGAGAUGCUCUCCGGUUCCGGUCGAUCGGCUCGGCUCGUCGGCGACCACCCAAGCUGAUCGGCCGGCGUACGGAGCGCUCUCCCUAUUUCGUUUUAUUAUUUUUCAUAAUUAUCUUAGUUUAAUCUUUUUCCUUCCGUUGUAUUUUAUUGUAUAUUGCGUUUUUCUUUCUUUUUUUCUUUUCCCUCCUAACUUCUCACUUUGGUUUGAUUUCUCGCGGCCCGGGAGCGGCCUGAGUUAAGACAGACUCAGGACGAAUGUAAUUCGAUACCUUCGUGCAUAUAUAUAUUUUCCCGGAGACUAAAAAAAUUCAAUACGGCAGUCUUACUUGGAUCA